Molecule: messenger RNA, 2130 nt
Organism: Onychostoma macrolepis
Lineage: Eukaryota; Metazoa; Chordata; Actinopteri; Cypriniformes; Cyprinidae
Gene: vps26a
Product: VPS26, retromer complex component A
Exons: 9
Coding region: 128-1111 (327 amino acids)
Biological process (GO): retrograde transport, endosome to Golgi; intracellular protein transport
Cellular component (GO): endosome; retromer complex
Source: RefSeq, a predicted model, not a curated record
CGGUUGAUGUUUCAGCGCGCACUCGCUGUGUUCCCGUCGUUCCCAGUCCGUUCAGCUCAGAGGAACAGGGAUCCAGCGGAAGCUAUUCUGAGGAGGACUGUGUUCAAGCUAAAGCUACAGAGCUGAAAUGAGUUUCCUUGGAGGUCUGUUUGGUCCCGUGUGUGAAAUCGAUGUCAUUCUGAACGAUGCUGAAAGCAGAAAAACAGCCGAGCUGAAGACCGAGGAUGGGAAAUUGGAGAAGCAUUAUCUGUUUUAUGAUGGAGAAUCAGUUUCAGGAAAGGUAAAUAUCAAUGUGAAACAAACAGGCAAAAGGCUUGAACAUCAGGGAAUUCGCAUUGAGUUUGUAGGACAAAUCGAGCUCUUCAGUGAUAAAAGCAAUACUCAUGAGUUUGUAAACCUUGUGAAAGAGCUUGCUCUGCCCGGAGAGCUGACACAGAACCGCAGCUAUGACUUUGAGUUCAUGCAGGUGGAAAAGCCUUAUGAGUCUUAUGUUGGAGCUAAUGUGCGAUUGAGGUAUUUCCUUAAAGUUACAAUUGUGAGGAGGCUGUCUGAUUUGGUAAAGGAGUAUGACCUCAUUGUGCAUCAGCUGGCCACCUACCCUGAUGUCAACAACUCUAUCAAAAUGGAAGUGGGCAUUGAAGACUGCCUACAUAUAGAGUUUGAAUACAAUAAGUCUAAGUAUCACCUCAAAGAUGUAAUUGUGGGUAAAAUCUACUUCUUACUGGUACGGAUUAAAAUCCAACACAUGGAGCUUCAGUUGAUCAAGAAAGAAAUGACGGGAAUUGGUCCGAGCACAACUACUGAGACAGAGACUGUGGCAAAAUAUGAGAUUAUGGAUGGAGCACCAGUGAAAGGUGAAUCCAUUCCUAUUCGUCUUUUCCUGGCUGGUUAUGACCUUACACCCACAAUGAGAGAUGUAAACAAGAAAUUCUCUGUGAGGUACUUUUUGAACUUGGUGCUUGUGGAUGAAGAAGACAGGAGAUACUUCAAACAGCAGGAAAUAGUUUUGUGGAGGAAGGCACCCGAGAAACUGCGGAAACGGAACUUCCAUCAGCGCUACGAGUCACCUGAGCCUCGGCCGAGUCUCUCUGCUGAGCAGCCGGAAAUGUGAGCGGGGUCUGGAGAGCAACCAGCCAGAGACACACGUACCUCUCAGUGACCAGUCGCAGGAGAGGAGAACAUCUUCCACCGAACAUACAUGCAGAUCGCUGUUCACAUGGUCACCCCUCACAGCUUAUGGUGAUAAACUGUGCCUGAUUUGGCUCUGUCCUCCCUGCCGUCUACAGCAAGCAAUCUGUUAGUAUACAAGGACACUUUUAGAAAGCACUGGAAACAAUAAUGUAAGUAAUAUAGCACAUCUUCAAGGUUGCACGCCUCCCUAGACGAAGAAAUGUUCUUAAAAGUGCACUCACUGGUAUCCUCUAUGCUCCACAUCAUGGAGCAGAAACACAUAGACCUAAAUACAUUUUAAAGAGCUUCCUCAUGCAUGCUAGCUGGUGAAUCUGAGUUCAUAGUAACGGUUACUAAAGGCAAUGGGGUCCGUUUAAAAAAAAAAAAGGUCAAGAAAUGUAAUGGCACCCAGCCAACACUGUAUUUGCAAUCCACUUAAACGCUGUAAAACAUUUCUAUUUAACUUAUUUAGCCAUCUUCUCUUUUUUGUUGUUUGUUCUUUAAAUACUCUUUAUGUUAAAUGAAUUCUGUCUUUGAAAUAAAAAGUACAUGUCUAUAUAUAAAAUAUUUAAAGAGGUUUUGGACUAGAAGCUUUAUAAAACUAGGGCAGUUUGUGUAAUUAUAUUGGGCACAUGUAUUCAACUUGUCAGCCCAGUUUUGAAUAACACACUGGCUUAGUAGUAAAAGAGGGCCACUUAGUUUUGUGAUCCUAAUUAGUUUUGUGAAUUUCUGAGAUGAUUCGUUGCUAUUGAUUGCUAAAUAUCAUCUCUGCUGCAAUUACAUUUCAUACCGUCUAAAUGAUUAGACACCCCUGAGAAAUGAUGGAAUUUUGUUGUAUCCUUUGCAUGUCAUCCUGCUAAAAUGUUUCCUAUCAAAAGGGGAUGUUAACAAUUUUUCAUUGUUGCAAAUGUGCUCUUGCAUAUUAUGUGGUUUGUGGAUUAAAUGUUUAUUUGGACCUUU